AUGGCAAGGCCUUCUCCGAAUAGCAUGCACCACCAAUUCACUAGCUUCAUACCUUUUGGUUUUUUCAUAGCAUUAGCUGCGAUUUUCUCAGUGUUUUCGGCGGUGAUAUUUAUGUGCGGCGCUCACCAUGGGAUGAUAGCUUCUGUGAUGGGGAGAGAGAAGACGAAGACGAAGACGAAGACGGUGAGAUUAGGGGGCGAAAACAAGAAGAAGGGAAUGGAGAAGGUGAAGAGCAGCUUGAGCAGUAAGGCCCUGCUGAUGAGCAAGAUGGUUUCAUGGAGAAAAGUUGAUGAUUGCGCCGCGGAUGAUGAGGAGGAGGAGGACGACGUCGUUUGGAAGAAGACGAUCAUCAAGGGAGACAAGUGCCGGCCUAUUGAUUUCUCCGGCAAGAUUUUGUAUGAUUCCGAUGGAAAUCUUCUGCCGGAUUAA
Molecule: messenger RNA, 429 nt
Organism: Salvia hispanica
Lineage: Eukaryota; Viridiplantae; Streptophyta; Magnoliopsida; Lamiales; Lamiaceae
Source: RefSeq, a predicted model, not a curated record